AUGUCAGUCUUCACAGUGUUUCGUCGCAGUUUAUUGCAACGUCCUGUUGCGAUCCAACGUUGGAAGUCAUUCCACAGUACAGCUCAUGUUUUGGCUCCCAAGGUGAUUGCUACGCGUGUUUUGCCACAACAAUCACAAGCACGUCUCCUCUCCGAAAACUUCGACUUGACACAAUGGCAACAAGAUUGUCUCAUGCCCCGCGAAGAACUCUUGAAAAAAGUUAAAGGCGCGGAGGGGUUGCUCUGUGUUCUCGGUGAUAAGAUUGACAAGGAAGUCUUUGAAGCUGCUGGACCGAGCUUGAAAGUGGUGACUACAAUGAGCGUGGGUUACGACCACAUUGACCUUGAAGCCGCUAAAGCUCACAACGUCAAGAUUGGAUAUACUCCCGAUGUGUUGACCGAUGCUACUGCAGACUUAACGGUUCUCUUAACUUUAGCAGCAGCACGGCGGAUGAAAGAAGGCAUGCGUGCUGCUGAAACAGGCGAGUGGCGUGAAUGGCGGCCAAACUGGCUCUGCGGAUAUCAAUUCGCAAACAAGACUCUAGGUGUUGUCGGUAUGGGAAGAAUUGGUCAAGCAGUCGCAGAGCGUCUCCAAGCUUUCGGUGUGAGCAGAGUGCUUUACUGGGGUCGCAAGGAAAAACCAGAAUUACAAGGAAAAGCCGAAUUCUCUUCAUUUGACAGACUCUUGGCCGAGUCAGAUUACGUCGUAGCAUGUUGUGCGUUGACUCCUGAGACCGCCGAAAUGUUUGAUUAUGAUGCUUUCAGCAAGAUGAAAAAGACAGCCAUCUUUGCCAACUCUGCUCGUGGCGGCGUAGUCAAGCAAGAUGACCUUGUACGUGCUCUUCAGGACAAUGUAAUUGCAGGAGCGGGUUUGGAUGUUACUACACCAGAACCACUUGAUACGGAUCAUCCGCUUUUUAAGCUUGCCAAUUGUGUGAUCUUGCCCCACAUCGGGAGCGCCACAAUCGAGGCUCGCGAGGUGAUGGGUGAUAUCUGUGUGGAUAACAUUCUCCAAGGACUGAAGAAGGAGCAGCUACGAUGCGAGCUCAAGUUCUAA
Lichtheimia ornata is the source of this 1056-nucleotide messenger RNA. RefSeq lists its product as uncharacterized. The transcript has 8 exons. NCBI's taxonomy places the organism in Eukaryota, Fungi, Mucoromycota, Mucoromycetes, Mucorales, Lichtheimiaceae. The record is from RefSeq and is a predicted model, not a curated record. Bases 1 to 1056 code for a protein of 351 amino acids. Gene Ontology annotation, cellular component: cytosol. Gene Ontology annotation, molecular function: hydroxypyruvate reductase [NAD(P)H] activity; hydroxypyruvate reductase (NADH) activity; glyoxylate reductase (NADPH) activity.